AUGGCAAGUUCUAAAACAAAGGAUUUACCCCAGGAGGGUAGGGCCGUUGGCCCGGAAUCCCUCACUGGCAAAAAGCCAGUCUGCCCCAAGGAUUCUGGGGGGGGCAAGAAAGUGCCAGGCUGUGGAGCGGUUCUGGUAGGCGACCAGGCCAGACCGCCCAAAAAACCUACUGGAAGGAUGCAUGGGUCAGGCGACCAGGGUCACGUGACAUCGAAGGUUAUCGGAAGGAAUGUGAGGAAAACAACGAAAAAGAGUGAGGAGAAAGACUCUGACUCGAUGACAGAGUCAGAUAUCAAAACAGACGAGGAGAACCCUUUCGGGAGGUCUUCGAAAAUUCAGAGGACACCACCGGCAAGGGAAAAAAUGAUCGUGGAAGACAGCGAGCCAGAGGAAAAAAUAAGCAGGAAGACGAGUACGCCAAAACUGAAAAGCGCGGAAGAAGAUGACUGCGAUAAUUUUAUAAAAUGGCUAUAUAGCGCGGAGGGACACCAAAGUAAAAAGAGAAAAAAAAUGGAUACCUCGGCUAAUAUCAGUAUAGAAGAGAAGGAUUUAAAAAAAGUUGUAAAUUCCCUAGAGAAAAUAAAAGAAGAAAUUGGCUCCAUAAUGGAAAUCAGUGAAGGGAGAAAUGAAGAAGUCAUCUCAAGACUCAGUAACGUCAUGCAGAAGCUGGAAGACGAGGUUAGGUUCCUGAAGACGGAGAGCGAGAGAAAGAAGAUGGAAACUAUAGCCAUUCAGACAACACCGGAGGAUAUAGAUCUGGAUGUGUCUGUAAACACUCUAAGGUCCGGAAUAGGGGAAAAUAUGGAGUUGGGAAAACUAGAAGAAAUUAUUAAGAACGAAUGGCCAGAGGAGGCGUAUAAAUUCAAGAUUGACUUUGAUAGCAUUGCCAGCCCGAAUGUAGAAGGAGAUCUGGUAGUGAUGGCUCCGGUUCGAGACAUCCCAGAGAUACGUUUCCUCAAAAAUAUAUUGGGAACCUCUAGAAGAUUGCAUAAACCUGUAAAGUCAGGAAAGGUCAAGGCAGACGAGAUUCUGGAACAUAAAUGCGGUGGAACGACACUCAUCAAUGGGGAAGAAAUUCAGGAUGAAAAUAAAAUAUAUAUUGCCGGACUCACAAAAGAUAUGGAUGACAAAGCGCAAAUCCAGAACAUCUUGGACACCUGCAAGAAAAUAAAACAAAUGAGGGGAGACAAUUCGAGCACCCCCCUUCAUUUGGCGAUUAUCAAUAAACUGCCUGCAGCCACAAAGCGGAAAAUCCUAGAAUGCGCCUUUUUUGAAUGCGAAGGAGAAAUAAUCCUCCACGACAAAAGGGAGGGGCUUAGAGAGGGGCAUAAAAACAAAAAAGCCUUCAACACAGAAGCAGUGCUGAUAGAGAAGCCCGGAUACAUGUCGAAUGCGGAGAUGGUGUCCAGACUAAAAGGCAACCUGAAGGAGGAGGCAGGACUUGUGGAAAACAUAGAGGGUCUGAGGGAAACAAGAGAUGGACACCUGCUAGUGGAGGUAAAGAAAGGAAGCGCCGCUGGCGCGGAACUCUACCAAAAAAUUAAAGAAAAUACCCCCUCUGGAUCUGUCCGCAGACUCCAUGGUAGCUCAAGGAAAAAAGCGGUUAACUUAUAUGGAGUGGACAUAGAUGUCAAAGAAGAAGAGAUUAAAAGAACAAUAUCAAGUACACUUGGUAAAAAAAUGGAGGAUGACGAAGUGGAGGUCAAAGCACUACGACCUAUGAGAGGUGGUAGGCAGGCGGCAACAAUACUGAUCAACCUCGAAAGUAUGAUGACUCUGAUCAAGGCAAGAAGCAUUAAAAUUGGUUUUUCAACCGCUACAAUCAGCGAAAGGAGGGAGGUAACAAGAUGUAAUAGAUGCUGGAAAGAAGGACAUCUUGCAAGGGACUGCAGGGGGCCCGACAGAGGGGCCCUGUGCAGAAACUGCUGCAAAGAAGGGCACAGGGUUCAGAGCUGUCAGAACAGACCAUAUUGUAUGGAAUGUGAAAGGGAAGGUCAUAGAACCGGUGGGGCCACAUGUAAUUCCAAGGGCCAGCGGAAGGGAACCCAAGAUGGCCGCUAG
Messenger RNA from Coccinella septempunctata (seven-spotted ladybird), 2061 nucleotides. RefSeq lists its product as uncharacterized. Gene Ontology annotation, molecular function: zinc ion binding; nucleic acid binding. The record is from RefSeq and is a predicted model, not a curated record. The transcript has a single exon. Lineage: Eukaryota; Metazoa; Arthropoda; Insecta; Coleoptera; Coccinellidae. Bases 1 to 2061 code for a protein of 686 amino acids.